CUGAACAGACCAGAGUCCAGAUACAGAGGACAAUGAGUCUCCUAAAGGAACGGAAACCAAAGAAACCACACUAUAUUCCUCGGCCCCCGGGAAAGCCCUUCAAGUACAAAUGCUUCCAGUGUCCUUUCACGUGCAACGAGAAGUCGCAUCUCUUCAACCACAUGAAGUACGGUCUCUGCAAAAACUCUAUCACAUUGGUGUCAGAGCAAGAUCGCAUCCCCAAGUGUCCCAAAUCUAGUUCGCUGGACCCUAAGCAGUCCCACCAGCCAGAGCCCACCUCAAAGCCAGCCGCUUCCAAGUCUCUCCCAAAUGGACUCUCCAGCUUCGAUCCAAAGUCUCAACAGGGCUCUACAAAAGAAGAUGCCAAAGAGAACCUAGAGAUGCAGGCCCGGGGGACCCACAAGGGUCCCCAGAAACCAAUCCUACAGAAAGAAGUGACACCAGAAGCCAUCCUCAGCACCCAGCUAGACAGUGGGGUUAGGUCUUCAGCAUUUGUUCCAGUCGGGGAGCACAGACUCAGGGGGCCGGAAGACACAGAGGCUCCUGAAAUGCUGGCAUUAACCAACUCUACCACCAAAGCCACCUCUUUCCAUGCCAAGUCUGCAUUCCAUACUCCUGGUUACCCCUGGAAAGCUGGCUCCCCAUUCCUGCCACCUGACUUUCCACAUAAAAUCCCAUCUACGAAGGGGUUUGGGGCUAUCUCCCCCUAUAUGCACCCUGCAAUCCCCGAGUACCCCCAUCCCUUCUAUACGGAGCAUGGGCUGGCUGCCAUCUACUCCCCCUACCUCCUGACUGGGAACACGCCUGAAUGUGAUGCCACUCUGCUGUCUGUCUAUGGGUCCCAAGACCAAAGACACUUCCUGUCUCAUCCUGGACCGAUCCCCAAGCAUCUGAACACAACUCCAUCGACAUACGACCACUACAGAUUUUUCCAGCAAUACCACUCAAAUCUGCCAAUUCCUUACGGAUUUUACAGACCAGAGUCGGCAUUCCCCCCCUACAGUCUCCGGCUCCCACCUGUCCCUGGCAUCACGCGAGAUCAGAGCUCUCGACUGCUUGAAGAAGCAGCCCUGGCUUAUCCAGCCUCAAGUCCCUCCCAGUUAAAUCUUUCAAACUCCCACAAAAAACACACAGAGUUUGAGAAAGAAAGCCCUCUCCCUGAGGCAAAAGAUCCUUCUAAAGAUGGGCAAAGGGAUGCAGAAGAGGCCAAAAUGAGUCCCCGAGCGGGGAGCGCUGCCACGGGCUCCCCAGGGAGGCCAAGCCCCACCAAUUUCACCCAAACAAGCCAAACAUUCGAAGGCCUGUGUGAUCUCUCAAACAAAGAGGCCUCCUCGGGAGCCCCGGAGAGACUCCAGCAGCCUGAACAGAGCCCCACUGCCUUCAAACCUGUCCAGAGGGGAUCAGAAAGUCCUCAGUCUCAACCUCCCACAAGCAGAACAGAGUCUCCAAAAAGCCUUCAGGUCAUGAACAGUGACUCUCCAGCCCAGACAGGGACCAGUACCUCUCUCAUCACAGAGGCCCCACCUUCCAGCCCAGAGGACCACUCCAGGAUAAGCCCCCUCAACCUCUCAAAGAAGUUGGAGACCAACCCUGCAGCCACUUAUGGACCCAUGUACGUAGACAAUGCUCAGGCAGACGCCCUGGGCUUCUCGGGGCUGCAGGACCUGCCACUCAAUCUCUCUGUAAAGGAUCCCUGUAAUGCCUGGGCUCCUAGGCCUGUGUUCCCCAGCCCACCGCAAGGUGCUGAACCUGCUGCUGCUCUAAAGACUGAGACCAAAGGUUCCGAAGAUAGGACAAGCCCCGUGGAGACACAGGAAGACAAGGCCCACGGCAGGACGGCCCCAGAUGUGCACACGGUAGACAGUAGCGAUGAGCAAAAGCAAACCGCGGCUGUCGCUCUCUGUCAGCUGGCGGCCUACAGCCCGGGGAAAGUCCGCGUGGGCGAUGAGGAAGGCACAGCCCAGGAAUCCACCGGUCAAGAUGUGCCCACUCUCGGUUCUACAGAGAACCAGGGGGCUCAGUGUGACCUCAGACCCAAAGGACAAAAGAGGACGAGUCAAAGGGACGCAGGAAAAUCCCAGCAAGGAACUAAAAAGCCAAGGCUGAACGACACCAUACCGAGAGUGCUCACGCUGCGCAAGAGAACCCGGGUGUCCUGAGGCCUCACGUGCUCGGCGCUGUGGCCAACAAGAUGCCUUUCACACAUGUUCUAAGCAGCAUCUUCGCUUUUUUGCUUUUUGGAGGAGGUACAGUCUUGUCAUGUUGUUCAAGCUGGCAUCAGCCCAAGUGCUGGGACACCCAGUGUACUCCCAGUUUACCUUCACUUUUUAUCAGUCAGUUUUUAUAAACAGUUUCUCUUUUCUUCUCAAAAAAAAAAAAAAAGACAAAUGGCUGUAAUCUUGUUCAGGUUUUUGUAAGCAUUAAGAAUAAAUAUUAAAAGGUGUUUCUACUUCUGGAUAAAAAAAAAAAAAAACAUCUGAGUGGCUUAUGCUCUCCAAGACAAAUUAAACUGGGCUUUCCUGUUUGAGACACAUCAAGGAACUAUAUAGAACUAAAAUCCAGCUCAGCAGUUUGAGUCGAGAGCAGUGUGAGGAACGACGUUUUAUAUGUACUGUUUGUCAGGACUAGUAAACUUUUACUGUUUUCCUGUUGAAUAUAGUUAUGUGUUUUGAUGCCAGAAACAGCUUCAGCUUGAGCAUCAGGUGUUACCUGUAAAAAGUGUUGUGGUUACUUACUGUACUGACCACAAGCGUCCAGAGGUUGAUUUUACAAGUAAUUUAUUUCCAUCAGGGAAACGCAUUUCUGGUUAAGGUAGGAUCAAUUUAUUCUUGUUUAUGAUGUCACAGCAAACUUUCUCACUCGCGUUCAACUCCCUAAAAUGAUGUACAUGUUAAUUUUCCAAUAAACUCUUGUGUGA
Microtus oregoni (creeping vole) is the source of this 2917-nucleotide messenger RNA. RefSeq names its product zinc finger protein 750-like. Lineage: Eukaryota; Metazoa; Chordata; Mammalia; Rodentia; Cricetidae. The transcript is spliced from 2 exons. The coding region runs from base 33 to 2159 and encodes 708 amino acids. Gene Ontology annotation, cellular component: nucleus. The record is from RefSeq and is a predicted model, not a curated record. Gene Ontology annotation, biological process: positive regulation of transcription by RNA polymerase II; epidermis development. Gene Ontology annotation, molecular function: DNA-binding transcription activator activity, RNA polymerase II-specific; RNA polymerase II cis-regulatory region sequence-specific DNA binding; promoter-specific chromatin binding.